Mercenaria mercenaria is the source of this 4385-nucleotide messenger RNA. RefSeq lists its product as uncharacterized. The transcript has 2 exons. Bases 1102 to 1815 code for a protein of 237 amino acids. The record is from RefSeq and is a predicted model, not a curated record. Lineage: Eukaryota; Metazoa; Mollusca; Bivalvia; Venerida; Veneridae.
AUUUGUGAUGCUUUACACAAUUGGUGACUAUACAUGUAUCUCUUGGGAGUCAUUGGAUUUUACCACAGGCACACUAUGACUUUGUGAUAUGUUUUCCACAGUCACUUACACGUGAUUCGCGAUUAUUUACGCACACAUUAUAUCGCUUUUUGUGAAUAUAUAACUUGACCGCAAGGACAAAUUGUGAAAUUUUUGUAGCAUGUAUACUACAGUCACUUACAGGCGAUGUGCAACUAUCUAUGCACAUAUCACUUACUGUGAGUCUUCUGACUUGAUCACAGGCACACUCCGUAAAUGUCAUAAUAUGUUUACCACAGUCACUUACGUGUAUUGUGGAAUUAUUUACAACAUAUAUUAUAUCACUUUCUGUGAGUCUUUUGACUUUACCACAGGCAUACUUGUUUCCCCACAAUCACUUACAUGUGAUUUGUGAUUAUGUACUAUACGUUAUAUCACAUUCUGUGAGUCAUUUGACUUUACCACAGGCUCAUUUAAUGAAUUGUUGAUAUGUUUACCACAAUCACAUGUGAUUUGUGAUUAGGUACGCAUACGUUGUAUCACUUUCUGUGAGUCUUUUGACUUUACCACAGGCACACUUUUUGAAUUGGUGAUAUAAUUUUUAAAAAUUACUACUAUAUUAUUUACAAAUAGUUAUACAUAUAUCACUUUCUGUGAGUCUUUCGAAUCUUGACUUUACCACAGGCACAAUUUGUGAAUUUGUGAUAUAUUGUUACGAUCGCUAACAUGCGACUGAUGAAUAUUUGUACACAGAUUUUAUCACUUCCAGUGGUUCUCUUAAUAAUAUAUUUUAUAUAAUUGCGCAUAAUCCGGGAUAACUUAUAUAAUAUUCCAUUUUCUGUUAUGUAUUAAUUCCAGCACAGCCAUUAUUUAUGAAUUUAAGACAUUGUCAGUAAACAUUUGGAUGUGGUUUGUGCUUUUCCUUCUAAGAUAUAAAUAUUUAAUUAGGUCUAAAUGGGUAAUGUUAAUAUAAUUGGAAACCCAUGCUGGAAAAUUUUAGCGAAGGAAUUUAAAAUUUUCGUUGUCAAGUAGAUUGGCUUGGGACAUAACUUUAUAUAUUCUUAUAACUUUUGCUAAUGCUGUAUGUGUCAUUGUUUCAGCAUGCCUUCUAGAAAGAGAAGUGUUGCUAGCAGCAAUGAAGGGGCCAAGAGAAAAAGGGCAGUCUCCCACACAGCCACUACCACAUCAGCCACAAAUGAUGAAGCCAUUAUUGCUCUCAGUGAAAACACUAGAUAUAGAAACUCUAGGAGAACAACAGUUACAACACCCAAUGUACCAAUACCAGUUCCUGUCACAGAAAGUGUUUCAAGUGUUUCAAUACAAACUCAACAUAUCGUUGACACGUUAACAGAUAAACUUGAGGCUAUAGUCGAGAAUAAGAUACAACAAGUUUUGGGUCAAAGUGGACAAGCACGUCCACAACAGGUACAGGCCCCAGAAACAGUUCCCACGCAACAGUUACAACAACAACAACAACAGGCGGAAUCACUGGAUGACCGGACACAAAGUGUAUUUACUGAUACAGCGAUUCAGGGAGCUAGCGCCGUUCUGCAAACCAAAUCCAACUAUAGUAAGCCCACAUCUUCAACCGGAGAUAUUUUGCAAGGGAUUGAAACUUUAUUAAAUGCUUCACUAGCUCCAUCAACGCUAGAGACAUACAGAAGAGCAUGGAAAUUGUUUCAUGACUUUAGCCAAGCUUACUGUAACGGUUCAAUAUCUUUGCCUAUUUCAUCAUCAGUGAUAGCCUUAUUUGUGGCAUUUCUUCAUGAAAAAAGGGUAUGUCUUCCAAAUCCAUAACCACAUACCUGUCUGGUAUAAGCUAUGUCCACAAACUUUCAAAUGCACCUGACCCUACUACUCAUUUUCUCAUAUCAAGUCUGUUAAAAGGUGCUCAACGUCUGUCCUCGUCAUAUGACUUACGUUUGCCCAUCACAGUGAAACUAUUAGAUAAGUUAGUUUCUGCAUUAAAACAUGUAUGUCAAUCUCACUAUCAGGAAAAACUUUAUUCCGCCAUGUUUCUAUUUGCAUUUAAUGCAUUUUCUCGGUGCAGUGAGAUUACCAGCUGCAAACCUGCAACAAGGUCAUUUAUUUUGCAAACAACAGAUGUUGAAUUAAAUCAUGAAGCUUCAAAACCAGUAUCGGUCACUGUUACUUACCGCUUUUUCAAACACAAUAAUGGGAAACCACAUACACUUACUUUUUCGCACGGUUACACACAAGUAUCUCCUGUCCAUGCACUUAAUGACUACCUCUCAAUUCGAGGGGAAUCUGCUGGCCCUCUUUUCACACUACCUUCAGGCUCGCCAGUUCCACGAAAAAUGUUUGACAAACAACUAACUUCUACUCUGAAGUUUGUUGGGCUCGAUAGCAAGAGAUACAAGUCCCACAGCUUUAGGAUAGGUAAGGCGACUGAUUGUGCACAGAGGGGGUUCUCAGAUGCCAAAAUUAGAUUGCUAGGAAGAUGGAAUAGUAACGCUUUUCAAAAGUACAUUAGAAAUACAGAUUUUUAGUUGACUAGACUUAUUACGUCAAUGAUUCGACAUUUUCGGCCAUGUUGAGCGAUCAUGAUCAUUUACCACGAAAUUUGUACCUCUCUAAGACAUAGCCAAAUUUUACAAUAAACAUUUCUUUAACAGCCACAUGCUUGGGCUUAUGGCUGGUGCAUACUUACAAUAAUUUUAUUUAAUAACACAGGUAGAAAACACACAUACACACAAGACACAAUUUAUCACUGCUGGCUUGAGCCAUAGGAGUACCAGGUAUUUUAACAACCAGAUUUGCCAGUAACGUGUAUAUAUUUAUGUAUAUUUUAGGAUUGUAUAGAAUCGUCAUCUUUGUUUUUAUACUUCUUUUUGCAAUUUACAUUUAAAGGACUUAGAGGUACACUUUACUUGCUUGGGCUAGUAAAGUGUGAUUUGUCCCUUUGUUUGCAGUUUUUUAGAUAAUUUCUUACCUACUUGCUUGGGCUGGUAGUCACCUUGUCAUUAUUAUACAACAAAAUGUUGGGUCUGAAAUUCUUUAUUAUCAACUAGCACAAUGAAGUUACAUUUUGUCGUCAGACAUUGUUAAUCUCUUAUCAUCUGCUAGUCACAAGUUGUCAACAUUACUUCUGUUAGUAACUUUAUAGAUAAUGCUAACAUUUCAUUAGCAUCUUUAAUGCAAAUACUAUGUUUCUUUUAAAAUUCAUUUUAUUUCAUAUGUACAAGACAUUGCAAAUGCUUGAUAUUUUUACAGUCUGACUACAAGCAUUGAUACUAAAUUACUAUCGUAAUUAAAAUGGUAACUAUGCAGACUUCCUGAAAUAAGUUACGUUGUAAUAUCAACUGAAUAUCAAGUUUAAUAAAGGAUUUUUGUCUAUUGUCUAGAAGAGAAACGUAUCAGCUCUUGCUUGGGCUAUAGCUGAAUUUAUACAUACACUUGCAGACCUCUGGGCGAUGAGGUCAUACAUGAACCAUUUGAUUUUCUUGGUAUGUUUUGUAUAUAUAUUUGUUUUUGUUUUUUUUUUGUUGUUUCUUUUUUGAUCAUCCACAUUGCAUAUAAUUGCAUGCAUGUGUCUGUAUAUUCAUGACUUUUAUUAGAUACAAUAACUUAUCAUUUACUUGCUUGGGCUGGUAAUUAGAUAAGCCACGAAGACAAACGUUUACAUGUAUAUUGCUUACAAGUAACUUUCUUUAAAGGUAAUAUCUUCUCCAUGGCAGACGAUUAUUUAGUAAGUUUAGUUCAGAAGUAUUAUUAUCCAUCUGUUUAAUAGGAAAACCAGGUUUACGUGCAAUAAGUUAUCGGUUUAAUGUGCUUUAUUUGCUAGUCACUUUGUUACAUAUAAUUACCGUUUUAUAACAGACUUAUAUUGCCUUUAGUAUAUAUUAUACAUGCAUAUAUAUUUUACCUUGUGUACUUAGUCACAUUAUCUCAGUGAUAUAUGACCAUUUCGUGUUGAUUCGCUGUAAAACCCUACUCACUAGUCAAAUUGUUAUGUCAUAGCUGAUUGUUAAAGAUAUUAUAUACUAGGGUCUUUGAUAUCGUUUUCUUUUAAGAAAUAUGUAAAGCGUUUGUUACGCAAUGGUAUUUAAAUACUUAUUUAAUGUAUAUUUUACACAUAUUUGUCUCAAUGGGUGCCUCUCUCACUUUCUCCCUUUUUCUGGAAUUCCCUAGAAAAUGUGGGGGAAGAUAGUCUCUUUCAGUUCCUAUCUUUUUGGCCAUUUCUAAAGAAACCUCCACAUUUUAUUUAUUUUAUUUACUUUAUUUACUUUUAUAAAUUUAUUUUCCUUGGUAAAAAAUUUCAGAAACCUGUUUUUUCAUACAAUAAACAUGUUAUAUGUUUUUCUCCGUAAAAAUAAACAAGGUCAUUUCAUGACCAUUAAACCACA